Alternaria postmessia is the source of this 651-nucleotide messenger RNA. RefSeq lists its product as uncharacterized. The record is from RefSeq and is a predicted model, not a curated record. The transcript has a single exon. Bases 1 to 651 code for a protein of 216 amino acids. Lineage: Eukaryota; Fungi; Ascomycota; Dothideomycetes; Pleosporales; Pleosporaceae.
AUGACCUUACACGAAGUUCGAUUGUUUCACUCCCCAGGGUCCUGCAGUACAGCUGCCCAUAUUCUGUUGAAAGAGUCCGGACUUCCUUUCUCGACUGAGGUUAUCAAUGUCAUGCAAGGCUUCCCCGCUGAGUUUCUCCACCUCAAUCCAAAAGGCCGAAUACCUUUCCUGCAUAUGGAUGGCGAAACAAUCACCGAGAUGCCAGCCAUCAUGACCGCCAUCGCGCAACUGGUUCCCGACAAGAAGUUCCUUGGAAGCACGAAUCUUGAUAUCGUGCGCUCUUACGAAUGGUUCAACUUUCUUGCCGGAGAUUUGCAUGCGCAGGGCUACUUCACCUUCUUCCGUCCUCACUAUUUCAUUGACGACGAGACUGCAUACGGCGAGAUACGUAAGAAGGGCCGAGGAAAGAUUGAGAGGUGUUAUACCAUCAUCGAGGAAAAGCUCAAGGGCGUGCAUGCAGUGGGAAAUGCGUUUUCGGCUGUGGAUGCAUAUCUUCUGCCAUUCUAUCGCUGGGGUAGUGCGAAUGGGUUUGCGAUGAAGGAGAAGUACACGAAGUACACGGCGCUGGUGGAGAACCUCGCUGCCAUGGAAAGUGUGAAGGCGGUUUGCAAAGCUGAAGGUAUCGAUCCGAUGCUUGGGGAACGACACUAG